GCUGGAAGGCACGAUGGUUUGGCCCCAGCCUCAACUCUGCCAUUUCAGACGUUCUGAAUCACAUUCCGACAUCAAAUUCACAGUGAAGCGCAUUGCCGCCAUUGCAAUUGCAGGCAUGGACUCGGGAAGCACCACCGAGCUUGAAGAACAAGGGUGCUAUGUCGCCUUGACCCACAACCAUCUGAAUGCUCAGGAUGUGAUUGACAGGGUGCGAAGUCCAAAGGCCGGUGCCAUUGUCCUCUUUGCGGGCACUACUCGCGAUAACUUCGCCGGGAAGCCUGUCAAAGAACUACAAUACAGCUCCUAUGGCCAGCUGGCUCUCAGGACCAUGAUGAGCAUCAGCAAGGCAAUGGUCGAGAAGCAUUCUCUCACAUCCAUUGCCAUGAUACACAGGCUUGGAACAGUGCCGAUUGCCGAGGAGAGCAUCCUGAUUGCAGUGUCAUCGCCGCACAGACAAGCAGCCUGGAGAGCGGGUGAGGAGGCCCUGGAGGAGUGCAAGGCUCGUGUCGAGGUAUGGAAGAAGGAGGAGUUUGACGGUGAGGAGGGAGUGUGGCGGGCCAACAGAGAUGGUGCUCCUGGUCAGAAGAUGACCGAGCAGGAGUUGAAUGCUGACCAGAGCAAUACAAUGUCGUAACUCAUGAAAAUGGAAGUUGCAUUCACAUGU
Microdochium trichocladiopsis is the source of this 664-nucleotide messenger RNA. RefSeq names its product Molybdopterin biosynthesis MoaE. Gene Ontology annotation, molecular function: molybdopterin synthase activity. Bases 14 to 634 code for a protein of 206 amino acids. Gene Ontology annotation, cellular component: cytosol. The transcript has 2 exons. Gene Ontology annotation, biological process: Mo-molybdopterin cofactor biosynthetic process. The record is from RefSeq and is a predicted model, not a curated record. NCBI's taxonomy places the organism in Eukaryota, Fungi, Ascomycota, Sordariomycetes, Xylariales, Microdochiaceae.